GACGGUCUCCCACCACCACACACCACCCCCAGACCCGCCCCCGAUCCAUGGGUGGUGCUGGGCUGCCUCUCCCCCCGUCGGCUCGACUGUCCCUCCCUCGAGAUCACCCCCGGGUCCAUCAUCCAGGCCCCGCGAUCUCCCGCCCAAAUGCCUCCUCCCAUCACCCUCCAACCCACCUCCUACCACGCCGACUCGGACGCCGACGACGAGUACGAACGCAGCGUCGUCACCUCUCCCCACCUGGCCUCCGACUCCGAAGCCUCCCCCUUGGUGUCGGAUUUCCCUUCCGCCCAACAUACCCCGACCACUUUUGCCAAUGCCGAUGAGAGCGCCCAGUGGCCGACGACCGUGAUUACCGAGUGGACGGUCGAUGAGUGUGCGGGUUUUUUGGCGGCCUUGGGUCUGCGCCAGUAUCGCAAUGCUUUUCUGGAAAAUGAAAUCGUCGGCGAAGCCCUCAUCGCCCUCAAACACGACGAGUUGAAAGAAAUGGGCAUCGCCAGCGUCGGCCAUCGUCUGACCAUCCUGAAAAGCGUCUACGAAACCAAGGUCAAACAAGACAUCCCGCUGGAUCCCGAUCACUACAUCCCACUCUCCGCCGAUCAGAGUAUGAACGAAAACGCCUCGCAAGAGGACGUCGCCCGUCUGAUCCAGUCGAUCCGAUUACGCGAUGAACGCAUCGUCACGGUCGAGUCGGAGCUGCGCCGCAUGGCCGAGGACUAUCGGCGGCUGCGAGAGGAACUCCUCCCCGUCUUUAAAAUGGCCAAGGACCGCUCGCAGCCGCUCCCCCCGCCGUCCACCUUAUCCGGUACCACCAUCGACGGCUAUCACGACAGCCAGACGCUCACCUCCCCCUCAGGCAUCACCCUCCUUGACCGCGCCGCGUCCGGCAUCUCCCGGUCCUUCUCCAAGCGCGCCGGCGGCACCACCCCCAAGAACCACUCCCCCACGCACAUUCCUCCUUCCAUCCACGAAGUCCGAUCCUACCACGACGGCCUGGACCCGUCCACGGCCGGCGGCCUACCAGGCGCUUCCCACCUCAGCUCGAUGAACAACGGCAAAGCCCAGAUAUCGCCAGGCAUCCCGUCGCCGACCUCCCCAGGCAACCACUACACGGCCUCGCAGAUCCUCGGCUCACGAUCGUACACGCAACCGAACAGUCGACACGACCCGCACGACGACCCGCCGCCCUCCCGAUCCGACCGCCUCCAACCCACCCCCACCCAAGCCACACGACCCGACCUCCCCUCACGAUCCGACUCCCGCGCGGGCGCCGGCAGCACCAGCGGCGGGGACCCACCCAGCGUGGAUAUUUUCAAGUCCUUCCGGGUAUCCAUGGACGACCCCUGCCACCGGGUAUUACCAGCCGCGCUGAAGAAAUACCAAAUCAACGCAGACUGGAAGCAGUACGCGCUGUACAUCGUCUACGGCGACCAGGAGCGGUGUCUGGGACUCGAGGAGAAACCGCUCAUCCUGUUCAAGCAGCUGGAGAAGGAAGGGCGCAAGCCCAUGUUCAUGCUGCGCAAGCAGAUCCACGCUAUGGAGGGCGCGCCUUACACGAGUGGGGGGUCGGCGCCUAAUAGCGCGGGGUUUGAAGGUCGUCAGGGGCAGAUUAACCUGCCUGGGGGGGUGCUAUAACCGCUAUAGUCUGGGGAGUACUAUACUCAGGCCUCUGAGUCCUAUAGUGAAGUGUCGGAGUUGAUAUGAUUGAUACCCGUGAUGAAGUCGAGUCAGCAUUGAAUUCAGAGGAUUGAUUACCU
Aspergillus campestris IBT 28561 is the source of this 1757-nucleotide messenger RNA. RefSeq names its product adaptor protein STE50. Bases 148 to 1635 code for a protein of 495 amino acids. The record is from RefSeq and is a predicted model, not a curated record. Gene Ontology annotation, biological process: signal transduction. Gene Ontology annotation, molecular function: protein binding. NCBI's taxonomy places the organism in Eukaryota, Fungi, Ascomycota, Eurotiomycetes, Eurotiales, Aspergillaceae. The transcript has 3 exons.